Molecule: messenger RNA, 1667 nt
Organism: Falco peregrinus (peregrine falcon)
Lineage: Eukaryota; Metazoa; Chordata; Aves; Falconiformes; Falconidae
Gene: COQ5
Product: coenzyme Q5, methyltransferase
Exons: 7
Coding region: 226-1164 (312 amino acids)
Biological process (GO): ubiquinone biosynthetic process
Molecular function (GO): methyltransferase activity
Source: RefSeq, a predicted model, not a curated record
CCCGCAGCCGGUGGCGCUGCGAUGUUUGGCGACUGUUUCGGGCCGGAGCUUGCCCCUGCCCGAGGCUGCGCCAAGGCCGCUGGCACCGGGGCCGGUAGGGCCUCGCUAUAAGCCCGCCCCGCAGAGGGAGCGGGCCCUGAACGCCGCGUUUCUCAGGGCCGGGUCGCGCACCGGGGCCCCGCCGGUGCGGCGGCGGGCGGGCGGCCGAGGUCGUGCCCUUGCAAGAUGGCGGCGGCGGGGCUGUGCCCGUGCCGGGCGCUGCUGGCGCGGUGCGGCGGGGCUCUGCGGGUGCUCUGCGGCUCCGUGCGGGGCCUCGCCACCGGCCCGGAGAUGCACUUCGGCUUCCAGACCGUGACGGAGGCGGAGAGGAGGGAGAAAAUUAACCAGGUCUUUGAAAGUGUGGCCAAGAAAUAUGAUAUAAUGAAUGAUUCAAUGACUCUAGGGAUUCAUCGAGUAUGGAAGGAUAUUCUGAUGCAUAAAAUGAACCCUUCCCCAGGAACACUUCUUCUUGAUGUUGCUGGAGGAACAGGUGACAUUGCCUUUCGUUUUAUUAAUUAUGUUCGCUCUGCACAAGAACGCCAGCUCCAGCAGAAGCUUAAGCACCAUCAGAAUUUAUCAUGGCAGGAAAUUUCUGAGAGUUACCAGGAAGGCAAAUUUAAGCCGCUUGGGGAUUCCCAAGUGGUGGUCUGUGACAUUAACAAAGAAAUGUUAAAAGUUGGGAAGCAGAAAGCACAGCAUCUUGGCUACUCUGAAGGCUUGUCCUGGGUACUUGGGAAUGCUGAAGAGUUGCCCUUUGAUGAUGAUAAGUUUGAUGUUUACACAAUUGCUUUUGGAAUCCGAAAUGUAACUCGUAUUGAUUUGGCACUUCAGGAGGCCUAUCGUGUGCUGAAACCAGGAGGAAGGUUUCUCUGCCUUGAGUUUAGUCGUGUCAGCAGCCCUCUUCUUUCCAGGCUCUACGAUCUGUACAGUUUCCAGGUUAUCCCUGUUCUGGGUGAGGUUAUUGCUGGUGACUGGAAAUCUUACCAAUAUCUUGUGGAGAGCAUCCGUCGUUUCCCACCUCAGGAGGAGCUGAAGGCAAUGAUAGAAGAUGCAGGCUUUUUAAAAGUGGAUUAUCAGAAUUUAAACUCUGGCAUUGUUGCCAUUCACUCAGGUUUCAAACUGUGAGUCUACUGUGUAGCAAAACAAAGGAAGUGGAAUUUUCCUGAGGAAUAUGAAAGCUGUGGCAUUUUAACACUAUCAAGACUGAAGAGGAGUUUUAAGAACUUGUGCAACAGAGCCAGAAGGUCAGACCCAGAGGAACAUCAGCUGCCUUGCCCCGCCCCCGCCCCAAGAAACCUCUGGAUGAAGUGAUUCGUGUGGUGUUUCUUACACUUGCAUUUCUCUUCAAGUGCAAUGUAAAGCACGCGGCCAAAACUGAGCAAUCAUUACAAACAAAGCAACUUCAUUUACCCGUGGUAUAGUUACAGAAGUAGACUGACUAGUCUUUAAAUAAGAUGCCUCCUUUUUUUGACUAAGCUUCAAGGAGGAUAUCAUACCAGUGAGAAGUAACUUGGAUUUUUAGAUCUUUAUUAAGCUGUCAUGUGGACUUAAGGGGAUUUUUCCCAUGAUUCCUUUAUUUCUUUCAAAGGCAAAUGGAAGGCUUGUGAAAUAAACCAGCUCUGCAUCAA